CAUCAGAUGAGGAGGUCGACAAACAUAUGAAGAUCAUUAAUGCUUACACUUGCUGAAAUGCGUAACAAAUUCAACAACUGGUUCGCGGGAUCUAACGCUGAGAAGGAGGACAUAAAACAUAUAUUAAAAGAAUAUUUUGAUAUAAAGCCUGAGGAGCUGAAGGAACAAUGUGACGGCAACGAUUAUGAGACUAGGUUGGCCAACGCGAAGAAAGCUAAAAAAAUUCUAAAAAAUGCUACUAAUGCUAUAUUAAAAGAUGGAAUGGCGCACUUUCAACCUACUGAUGCGGACUUUGGUCCUUAUGUUGGUAAUCAAUGUGAAAUCAGUGAAGAUGUUCAAAAAGCGAAACUAGAUAUGAUCAAAGCAGCGCUACCAUGCGCGUCGCAAGAGAGAAUUGACCAAGCAGUGAAAUACUCUUUAACUCACACUUGCUAAAACCUAUGAGAAAUUAAGCAACUAGCCAAAAAAAAAUGGUAGAAAGUAAAAAAAUGUUGCAAGAGGACCAAAGGAUAAUAUAUGACGACUUCUUAUAUUUCUAAAGUCUAAUUAUAUACCAUUAUUAUUAAAUUAAUUAAUAUAUAGUCUUAUU
Belonocnema kinseyi is the source of this 589-nucleotide messenger RNA. RefSeq lists its product as uncharacterized. NCBI's taxonomy places the organism in Eukaryota, Metazoa, Arthropoda, Insecta, Hymenoptera, Cynipidae. The coding region runs from base 40 to 435 and encodes 131 amino acids. The transcript has 3 exons. The record is from RefSeq and is a predicted model, not a curated record.